AUGCCGUGGCUCUCGACCGUGUUUGAGAUGCUGGGCAGCUCCGCAGGGUCAAGGGGAGUCGAGCGGUGGUGUUGGAAGGGUGGGGGAGGCUCUGCUGGCGAUGCACGACACUGGAGCGCAACGGCGGCCGAGCUGGCCGGAGACGAGGAAGAUGGCCUCCCGUCGUCGAUUGCGGCUCUCGCUUCUUCUCUUCUCCGCCUCGCCGCAGCGCCAAGAAACCAAGAACCCACCUCUCCUUCCCCCGCGCGCCUCUGCUCUCCAGCGUCACCGGCGACAGAUGGAGCAGUUCCAUCACGGCCAGCACGUGCGGCUGCGCAGCCGCGUGCACGGCACGUACCUGCACGCCGACGAGGACGGCCAUGGCAUCAACCUCCGCUUCCGCCGGGAGUCUAUGAACACGGCUUGGGCGGUGCACCGGCACACCGGCACCCAGGCGAGGACGGACAGUUCCUGCUCCUCCACAGUGCCGCCUACGGCCACUACCUCGCCGCCACGGACGUGCCGGCGCCGCCCGGCCACCGCGGGCUCCGCGUCGAGCAGCGUGACUACUACCAUCCUGAGGUGGAGCCACUCGUUUGGCACGCCAUCCUGUCAGAAUCCGAGGAAGAGGUCUACCUCCGCCACAUCGGCGGCGCCUGCCUCCGCGCCAAUGGGAGGUACUGGAACACCGACGCCAGCGUCGACUACAUUGAGGACCUCGACAACAUCAGCAGGAAGAUGCUCUGGGUCAUGGAGCAAAUCCCCGCCAGGGAGGUCAUGCCUCCCCUUCCACGUCCGAUUGGGCUUCCCCACCCCAUGUUGCGGUCGCGGAUGAUCAUGUACAUGUGGCGGAACAUCCUCGGGGGCCUCAUCACCCGCGGCUCGUUCGUGUUCUGGGGGAGGUCUGUGUUCCGCCUGAGGAAUCAUCUGGUCAGGCGGCUGCGCCCCAUGAUAGACUUGGACGACUCCGAGCUCGUCAUGGGCCUCCCCACACGUGAUGGCCGGAUGUUUCCACUUGUCGUCGACCUGCCCAGUAGCGGCCAUACCCUCCACAUCUUCCUCACCAUCAUCGGGACGCCUGCCCACGAGGAGCUGCGGUAUGCGGAUGUCGCUGCAGAGUAGAGAGAUGCCCCUAGAAGUCGCCUUCCUAUCCACCUCUUCAGAAGUGUCGCCGCCUCGGACACGACUGACAUAGAGAUAUGGGUUCAGGAAAACCCAGCAGUUCAUGUGUUCCUGCUACUUAAACUUGGUUUGUUCUCCUGACAGUAGGAAACCUAUUUGCUUUGUCAUCAUGGUCCUAAAAUUCUGAAACUAUUUGUACAAUGGGUGCAAUGGCAUUGGUCUGUAAUGUGUUGACAAUGGCUACUACUUAAUUGUUGUUAGCCGCAUUUCUCUUAGAUGGAGAACAGAUGUGGUGGUUCUUGCAGUGAGUUGAGCACUUGAGUUUUGUU
Messenger RNA from Triticum aestivum (bread wheat), 1430 nucleotides. RefSeq lists its product as uncharacterized. The record is from RefSeq and is a predicted model, not a curated record. Bases 1 to 1101 code for a protein of 366 amino acids. Lineage: Eukaryota; Viridiplantae; Streptophyta; Magnoliopsida; Poales; Poaceae. The transcript is spliced from 4 exons.